AUGCAGUCCGACGACGUUAUCUGGUCUGUCAUCAACCAUCAGUUCUGUUCUUACAAAGUCAAGACUGCCACCCAAAACUUCUGCCGUAACGAAUACAACCUCACUGGAUUCUGUACCCGACAAUCAUGUCCUCUUGCCAACUCGCGAUAUGCCACUGUCCGUGAGAAGGAGGGCGUCCUCUACCUCUACGUCAAGACCAUUGAACGAGCCCACACUCCUGCCAACAUGUGGGAACGCAUAAAGCUCUCUAGCAACUACACCAAAGCGCUUGAACAGAUCGACAAAGAAUUAAUCUACUGGCCCAAUUUCGUCACGCACAAGUGUAAACAGAGAAUAACCAAAAUCACCCAGUACUUGAUCAAGAUGCGUCGUUUGAGCAUGACCCAGCAGCCCAAGAAGGUCGGCAUCAAGAAGAAGCUCGAACGUCGUGAAGCUACCCGUGAACGCAAAGCCCUCGCUGCCGCCCACCUCGAAAAGAAUAUUGAGAAAGAGCUCCUCGAGCGACUCCGCUCAAAAGCUUACGGCGAUGCUCCUCUCAAUGUCAACGAAGAUGUUUGGCAACAAAUUCUGGACAUGGACAGCAAGGGCAAAGACAGGGAUCUCGAGAUGGAUAUGGAGGACGACGAGAGUAUGGACGAGGAGGAAGAGGAGGAGUGGGAGGGAGGAGAGAGGGAGUACGUGGAAGACACUGAUGAUGAGAGUGUGGGCGAUCUGGAGGAUUACAGCGGGAGCGAGUUUGACGAGUUCGAUUCUGAGGCGGAGGGGUCGCAGGGACAAGCAUUCCCCUCUGACCUCGAAGUCUCUGGGGACGAGGAUGAGGAUGACGAGGGUUCCGAAGCUUCUGGCGCCUCUUCACCCGAAGCUCCUGCGCCCAAAAAGGCUCCCGCUCCUGUGGCUGGUACCAAGCGAAAGGCACCGAAGUCUGGUGGGCCUGCGAAGAAGGCUGGCAGGAAGCCUCGAGUGGAUGUCGAGUAUGAGAUGGAGACUGAGCCGCUCUCUAGGGAGAUGCUGAAGGACUGGUAG
Messenger RNA from Cryptococcus wingfieldii CBS 7118, 1023 nucleotides. Its product is annotated as protein MAK16. The record is from RefSeq and is a predicted model, not a curated record. Gene Ontology annotation, cellular component: nucleolus; preribosome, large subunit precursor. Lineage: Eukaryota; Fungi; Basidiomycota; Tremellomycetes; Tremellales; Cryptococcaceae. Gene Ontology annotation, biological process: maturation of 5.8S rRNA; maturation of LSU-rRNA. The coding region runs from base 1 to 1023 and encodes 340 amino acids. The transcript is spliced from 7 exons.